GUCUCCCUGAACUGCACAAACGAUUUUCCUUUGUCGACAAGCCAUCGCUUCAUCUCGAUGCUGCCACUUCUUCGCGUCGUGACCAUCGCAGUGGCGGUGGCAGCCACAAUCUGUGCCCCGGUCGAGGCAGCCAAUCUUCGUGGAAGUGCCAGCGUCCCCAAGUACGACUGCAGUGCCCCACCGUCGAUUUAUCAAGGCUCCGUGAAAUUCUCAAACACGACUCCGGGUUCGACGGCAACAUAUUCGUGCAUGAAAGGCACGAACAUGAAGGGAUCGGGAACACUUCGCUGCACGAACCAAGGCAUUUGGUCGCCACAACCGCCUGAAUGCCGCGUCACGUACCUGGCAUCAAGGGACAACACGUUCAGGAACCACGACAGUGGGUAUGCACUUUACUCCGGCUAAGGAUCUCGAUAAAAUACCAUAAAAUCCAUCCAAUUGAAUAUCGUGUUACGAUACUUUAGUUUCCA
Molecule: messenger RNA, 470 nt
Organism: Phytophthora nicotianae INRA-310
Lineage: Eukaryota; Oomycota; Peronosporomycetes; Peronosporales; Peronosporaceae
Exons: 1
Coding region: 58-405 (115 amino acids)
Source: RefSeq, a predicted model, not a curated record